CGCUGUCACCAGGGUGGAGGCUUCCGUCUAGCCAAUCAGAUAGCGGAUGUGAUUUGGAGGGCGGAGCAGAGACGCACGCUUUCUUAUCAUAAAUUAACGAAAAACAGUCCAGCUGCCCGUAACGUACAACUCUAAACAAUUUAACUUCGUUGAAAGACGUCAAAAAGCCAAAAUGUCCGACAAGAAGGCAGUGAUCAAGAAUGCAGACAUGUCUGAUGAAAUGCAGCAGGAUGCAGUGGACUGUGCCAUGCAGGCUAUGGAAAAGUACAACAUUGAGAAGGAUAUCGCUGCCUAUGUCAAAAAGGAGUUUGACAAGAAGUACAACCCCACAUGGCAUUGCAUUGUUGGGAGGAACUUUGGCAGCUACGUGACGCACGAGACUAAGCAUUUCAUCUACUUCUACCUGGGCCAAGUGGCCAUACUACUGUUCAAGUCAGGCUGAUAUCCAAACAUGCCCUCCGAAAACUACUUUUAAUUCAGCCCUUAAUACUUCUGUGCCACGCUGUACAUUUGCAGACAUGCCUACCUCCUGGUUUCCUGCUUGCUUCAGUCUGUUAUUGUUUGCCACCUACAACACUAACACCAUCGGUGGAUGGCGAUUUAGUCAUGCCCGGACUGGUAAUGUACUGCUAAUAGAAAAUUUCAAUUUAAAACUACUGCCCAUUCCAGCACUCUGUCAAGCAUUUUCACAUCUGACAGAAUCAUGAUUCAUAAUUUCCGGAUAUUAUUUUUGCUGUGCAUUGAUGCAUGGACCUUUGUACAUUGUUUCGUAUGAAUAUGUUGUAUAAUAACUUAUUUUUCAUGGAAUUUAAACAAGCAGCAGAGUUUUUUGUUGAAAUGCCUUUUUAAUUUUCAGUAUUGACUGAGAUUGAAUAUAAAUUCCAAGACUGUUGCUUACUUAAUAAAGAAAAUUACAUGCCAAGAAACUUAAAGUUUUGUACAUGCUUGAACAUUCCUGUUUCCACUUCAGUUGUGAAUCUUUACAAUGUUAGUGCUGUAAAUCUCUGGAAUGUAAUUUAGUGUGCAGUUUGGUAUUGUGAUAUUUUCAUGUUGAGCACAAAACAAAUUUGACACAGUAAAUUGGUUCAAAAUGUG
Messenger RNA from Cottoperca gobio, 1095 nucleotides. RefSeq names its product dynein, light chain, LC8-type 2b (gene dynll2b). Gene Ontology annotation, biological process: microtubule-based process. Lineage: Eukaryota; Metazoa; Chordata; Actinopteri; Perciformes; Bovichtidae. The record is from RefSeq and is a predicted model, not a curated record. Gene Ontology annotation, molecular function: dynein intermediate chain binding. Gene Ontology annotation, cellular component: cytoplasmic dynein complex. The coding region runs from base 173 to 442 and encodes 89 amino acids. The transcript has 3 exons.